Brassica napus (rape) is the source of this 693-nucleotide messenger RNA. RefSeq names its product nuclear transcription factor Y subunit B-9-like. Gene Ontology annotation, molecular function: DNA-binding transcription activator activity, RNA polymerase II-specific; protein heterodimerization activity; RNA polymerase II cis-regulatory region sequence-specific DNA binding. Gene Ontology annotation, cellular component: nucleus; CCAAT-binding factor complex. Gene Ontology annotation, biological process: regulation of transcription by RNA polymerase II. The record is from RefSeq and is marked provisional. Lineage: Eukaryota; Viridiplantae; Streptophyta; Magnoliopsida; Brassicales; Brassicaceae.
AUGGAACGUGGAGCUCCUCUCUCUCACUAUCAGCUACCCAAAUCUAACUCUGGACUGAACUUGGACCAGCACAACAACUCAAUCCCGACAAUGACCGGCUCCAUCGGUGCAUGCGACGACAAGAACAAGACUAUCUUGCCGCAGCAACAACCAAGCAUGCCUCGUGAGCAAGACCAAUACAUGCCAAUCGCAAACGUGAUAAGGAUCAUGCGUAAAAUCUUACCGCCACACGCCAAAAUCUCUGACGACGCAAAAGAAACGAUUCAAGAAUGCGUCUCCGAGUACAUCAGCUUCGUGACCGGUGAAGCUAACGAGCGUUGCCAACGUGAGCAACGUAAGACAAUAACUGCUGAAGAUAUCCUUUGGGCAAUGAGCAAACUUGGGUUCGAUGAUUACGUUGGACCACUCAACGUGUUCAUUAACCGGUACCGUGAGUUCGAGACCGAUCGUGGGUGUUCACUUAGAGGUGAGUCAUCAUUUAAACCGGUCUAUGGAGGAAGUGGUAUGGGGUUUCACGGCCCACCUCCACCGGGUUCUUAUGGUUAUGGUAUGUUGGAUCAGUCUAUGGUCAUGGGUGGUGGUCGGUACUACCAUAACGGAUCGGGUCCGGAAGGAUCAGUAGGUGGUGGCGGUGGAUCUUCCUCUUCUAUGAAUGGAAUGCCGGUUUAUGACCAGUAUGGUCAGUAUAAGUGA